AUGGCCUGUAUCACAGAGUCCCGCGCCCCGUCCCCUUCUCUCUCCGGGUUCAACACCCCCCUCUCAGAACACACCCCUACCUUCAGGGGCCGGCUGGACGAUACCCCCGCCUGCACCCCUGAGAUGGAUCUGACCCCCACCCAGUGUGUCCUACGGAACGUACUAUCUAUAGACACCGGGGGUGCCCCGGAGCCCGACGGCGGGGGAGGUGGAGGUCAUAACGGUGAACAUACCUGUGGGGGCCACAGCCCCACGCCUAGCGAGGAGCAGCAGGAGCACUUUGCCAACAGUGUGCUGAAGCUCCAUGAGAACGGGGAGGGAGGGGGUAGGAUGGAGGGAGAGGGUCAGGAUGCGGAGGGAGGAGCGGUGCGGAGCCAGGCUGAGGAUGUGAGGCUGCUGUCGGGAGGAAGUGGAGGGUUUCUGGAGGGACUGUUUGGGUGUCUGAAGCCGGUAUGGACCAUGAUCGGCAAGGCCUACUCCACCGAACACAAACACAACCUGGAAGAGCUCUGGGAGGUGCCGUUUGAGGACAUCUCUGAGCUGCAAUGGGUAGGGAGCGGGGCCCAGGGGGCCGUCUUCCUGGGUAAACUCCACGGACAGGAAGUAGCUGUGAAGAAGGUUCGAGACAUCAAGGAGACAGACAUCAGACAUCUGAGAAAACUCAAACACCCCAACAUCAUCACCUUCAAGGGUAUCUGCACCCAGGCCCCGUGUUAUUGUAUCCUAAUGGAGUACUGUGCCCAGGGCCAGCUGUACGAGGUGCUGAGGGCGGGUAGGAAGAUCACCCCCUCCCUGCUCAUCGACUGGGCCAUGGGCAUGGCUGGAGGCAUGAACUACCUCCACCUACACAAGAUCAUCCACAGAGACCUCAAGUCGCCCAAUAUGUUGAUCACCUAUGAUGACGCGGUGAAAAUCUCUGACUUCGGGACGUCUAAGGAGAUGAGUGAUAAGAGCACCAAGAUGUCGUUUGCCGGUACGGUGGCCUGGAUGGCCCCAGAGGUGAUCAGGAACGAACCUGUAUCAGAGAAGGUCGACAUCUGGUCGUUUGGUGUGGUGCUAUGGGAGAUGUUGACCGGAGAGGUACCGUAUAAAGACGUGGACUCUUCAGCCAUCAUCUGGGGGGUGGGAAACAAUAGCCUGAACCUACCUGUCCCAGAGAGCUGCCCAGACGGCUUCAAAAUACUGCUGAGACAGUGCUGGAGCAGUAAGCCCAGGAACAGACCUUCAUUCAGACAGAUCCUACUGCACCUGGACAUCGCCUCCGCUGACCUGCUGUCUACCCCACAGGAGACAUACUUCAAAUCUCAGGCAGAGUGGCGUGAGGAGGUGAAGCAACACUUUGAGAAGAUCAAGUCAGAGGGGACGUGUAUACACAGACUGGACGAGGAGAUGAUUAUACGACGCAAAGAGGAGCUCAGACAUGCCCUGGAUAUACGCGAGCACUAUGAGAGGAAGCUGGAGAGAGCCAACAACCUCUACAUGGAGCUCAACGCUGUUAUGCUACAGCUGGAACUCAAGGAGAAGGAGCUACUCAAGAGGGAGCAGUCACUGGAUAAGAAGUACCCAGGAUGCAUCAAACACCACGGCUCCAGACAAGAACGCUCAUCCAACUCCAUGGAGAAGCUCAUCAAGAAACGCAACGUACCUCAGAAACUUCCCGCGCACAGCAAGAGACCAGACCUGUUGAAGUCAGAGGUGAUCCUUCCCAAGCUGGACUCCUCCAUGACCCAGGUGACCAUCCCCUCCUGCCCCCAGAAGGGAUCCACGUCCCCGGGGAGGUCACGUCGGGCCAAGCCCCGCUACAGGAAGACAGGGAAGGGCAGCAGCGGAGACCUAGCUGGGCUGAAGGCUGCGUUAUCGUCCACACUGGGUCUGGCUAAUACUACGUCUCUGACCACCUCCAACACCACCUCCACACCCAGCAGCAAGCAGCAUCUGGACCCCAGCGCAGCUCUGAGAGGUCUCCAGCAUGAUCUGCUGCUGAAGAAGAUGUCUUCAUCCAGCCCAGACCUCAUCUCUACCACCAUGGAGGCUGAGGGCCGCCGUAGGGGACUGGAGAGACCUGGUCUGGAGAGAGGGGGUAGCCAGAGCGCCUCCGCAGGCCUGGGAGGAGGUGGAGGAGGAGGUGGUGGAGGAGGGACGGAGGAUGGAGGGGUGGGGACAGACGACCAGACAGAGACCCCACCGCGUAGCAACACCCCCAGCGAGGACGCGGCCUCCAUACCGUUCUCCAGCAGCCCAGACUCCCCCUGUGGGAGGGGGGCAGCAGCAGGGAGGGGGUCGGUGCUGGGAGGCCCAGGAAGGUUACUUCAGGACGGGGAGGACAAGGAGGAGGGCACAGGGAUCAUCAGGUCACCCAGGAGCCAACACCUCACACCCGCAGCACUGCUCUACCGGAAACAAGUCACACGCAAACAGAGACGUGGUGUGUCCUCAGAGGAAGAGGAGGGAGAGGUGGACAGUGAGGUGGAGUUACCACGGAGACGUCGACCGGUAAGCAUCACCAAGUGCCAGUCCCUGUCCACCUUCAGCUCUGAGAACCUGUCUGCCGUGUCCGUGUCGGACGGAGAGGAGGGCAACACCAGUGACCACUCCCACAGCGGCACGCCGGACGUGGUCAGUACCAACACAGACGAGCGGCUGGACGACAAGAGCGACGACCUUCUGUCCCAGGGGUCGGAGAUCCCUGCCGACCCCGCCCUCGACCCGGCCGACGGUUUAUCAGAGAAGGAGGCCGCCAUACGCCAGGUCAAGACCCAGCUCAACACGGGGCAGAACUACGAGGGCCUGUAUGAUGACUCUGACUGUGACAGUGCAGAGCUGGACCACUCAGGCUGCACAGAGCCCCAGCACCAUAGGCCCCCCAGCACCAACUGUCCUACUCCCCCAGUCCUACUCCCCCAGCCCUACUCCCCCAGUCCUACUCCCUCAGUCCUACUCCCCCAGUCCUACUCCCCCAGUCCUACUCCCCCAGCCCUACUCCCCCAGUCCUACUCCCUCAGUCCUACUCCCCCAGCCCUACUCCCCCAGUCCUACUCCCUCAGUCCUACUCCCCCAGUCCUACUCCCCCAGUCCUACUCCCCAGUCCUACUCCCCCAGCCCAACUCCCCAGUCCCACUCCCCAGUCCUACUCCCCCAGUCCUACUCCCCCAGCCCUACUCCCCCAGCCCCACUCCCCAGUCCUACUCCCCCAGCCCCACUCCCCAGUCCUACUCCCCCAGUCCCACUCCCCAGUCCUACUCCCCCAGUCCCACUCCCCAGUCCUACUCCCCCAGUCCUACUCCCUCAGUCCUACUCCCCCAGUCCUACUCCCCCAGCCCUACUCCCCCAGUCCUACUCCCUCAGUCCUACUCCCCCAGCCCUACUCCCCCAGUCCUACUCCCUCAGUCCUACUCCCCCAGCCCCACUCCCCAGCCCUACUCUCCAGUCCUACUCCCCCAGUCCCACUCCCCAGCCCUACUCACCAGUCCUACUCCCCAGUCCUACUCCCCAGCCCUACUCCCCAAUCCUACCCACCAGCCCUACUCACCAGCCUACUCCCCAGUCCCACUCACCAGCCCUACUCCCCAGCCCUACUCCCCAGCCCUACUCCCCAGUCCCACUCACCAGCCCUACUCACCAGCCCUACUCCCCAGUCCUACUCCCCAGUCCCACUCCCCAGUCCUAUUCCCCAGCCCUACUCCCCAGCCCUACUCCCCAGCCCUACUCACCAGCCCUACUCCCCAGUCCCACUCCCCAGCCCUACUCCCCAGUCCCACUCACCAGCCCUACUCACCAGCCCUACUCCCCAGCCCUACUCACCAGCCCUACUCCCCAGCCCUACUCCCCAGCCCUACUCCCCAGUCCCACUCACCAGCCCUACUCCCCAGCCCUACUCCCCAGCCCUACUCACCAGCCCUACUCCCCAGCCCUACUCACCAGCCCUACUCCCCAGCCCUACUCCCCAGCCCUACUCCCCAGCCCUACUCCCCAGCCCUACUCCCCAGCCCUACUCACCAGCCCUACUCCCCAGUCCUACUCCCCAGUCCUACUCACCAGCCCUACUCCCCCAGUCCUACUCCCCAGCCCUACUCCCCAAUCCUACUCACCAGCCCUACUCCCCAGUCCUACUCACCAGCCCUACUCCCCAGCCCUACUCACCAGCCCUACUCACCAGCCCUACUCACCAGCCCUACUCACCAGCCCUACUCCCCAGUCCCACUCACCAGCUCUACUCCCCAGUCCCACUCACCAGCCCUACCCACCAGCCCUACUUCCCAGCCCUACUCACCAGCCCUACCCCCCAGCCCUACUCACCAGCCCUACUCCCCAGUCCCACUCACCAGCCCUACCCACCAGCCCUACUCCCCAGCCCUACUCCCCAGUCCCACUCACCAGCCCUACUCCCCAGUCCCACUCACCAGCCCUACCCACCAGCCCUACUUCCCAGCCCUACUCACCAGCCCUACUCACCAGCCCUACUCCCCAGUCCCACUCACCAGCCCUACUCACCAGCCCUACCCACCAGCCCUACUCCCCAGCCCUACUCCCCAGUCCCACUCACCAGCCCUACUCGACUAG
Salvelinus namaycush (lake trout) is the source of this 4560-nucleotide messenger RNA. Its product is annotated as mitogen-activated protein kinase kinase kinase 12-like. Gene Ontology annotation, molecular function: ATP binding; JUN kinase kinase kinase activity. The coding region runs from base 1 to 4560 and encodes 1519 amino acids. Gene Ontology annotation, biological process: protein autophosphorylation; JNK cascade. The record is from RefSeq and is a predicted model, not a curated record. Lineage: Eukaryota; Metazoa; Chordata; Actinopteri; Salmoniformes; Salmonidae. The transcript is spliced from 16 exons.